Messenger RNA from Pyrgilauda ruficollis (rufous-necked snowfinch), 2051 nucleotides. RefSeq names its product pleckstrin homology domain containing B1 (gene PLEKHB1). The coding region runs from base 365 to 940 and encodes 191 amino acids. Gene Ontology annotation, cellular component: membrane. The record is from RefSeq and is a predicted model, not a curated record. NCBI's taxonomy places the organism in Eukaryota, Metazoa, Chordata, Aves, Passeriformes, Passeridae. The transcript has 7 exons. Gene Ontology annotation, biological process: regulation of cell differentiation.
CCAGGACAACAGAAGCCUUGAUUUUGACCCAGAGGGUUGCUCGCUCCACUCGGAAAUUUAUUUCAGACGAGCACUUUGGUGCUUAAAACUUGCGUUUCCCCGGUUUAUUUCGGCAUCAAACACCUCCUCAGCGCCAUUCUCAGGAAAACCCCAGGCGUCGCUCCCCGUGCCCAGGGCUUUUUUUGGGGCUAAAUGUCGGGAAAGCGGGGUUUUCCCGGCGGGCAGCGCUCGGGGACGCGGUGCCGGACUACAGCUCCCGGCGAGCCGCGCGGGCGGCAGAGCCGGGCGGCGGGAGCGGAGCGCGGCGCAUCCCGCAGCGGCACCGCCGCCUCCGCCCGCAGAUCCGGCCAAGCCCGCGGCAGCCAUGGCGCUGGUGAAGAGCGGUUGGCUUUGGCGCCAGAGCUCCAUCCUGCGCCGCUGGAAGAGGAACUGGUUCGUGCUCUACCUGGAUGGCAGCCUGGUUUACUACCACGACGAGACGCAGCGGGACAUGGACGGCCGGAUCCACAUCAAGUACAGCUGCCGGGACGUGCGGAUCGGCCGCGAGUGCAAAGACGUGCAGCCGCCCGAGGGGAGGAGCCGGGACUGCCUGCUGACCGUGGUGCUGCGGGACGGCUCCAAGACCACGCUGUGUGCCGAGAGCGAGGACGACGCCGUUGCUUGGAAGAUGGCCGUGCUGGAGGCUAAAUCCACCCCGGUGCACGUGUACGACCCCUACGACGACGACUACUACCAGACGGUGCCCCUGGACUCCCACCAGGCCGCCUACAUCAGCUCCGGCCACUACGGCCACCAGUACGGAGCUCCCGGCGUCACCCACGUCAUCGUGCGCGAGGAUCCCUACCGCGUCUCCGGGGACCAGAUGGCGCUGGGGCUGCUGGCCGGGGCCGCCACCGGCGCCGCCCUGGGCUCCUUCAUGUGGAUGCCCUGCUGGUUUUAGUGGCCGCCGGGCUGGGCCACGGCCCCCCUUUGCUCCCCAGCCCUGCCUUGGAACCUGCCCCGAGCGCCCCGCAGCCUCCCCAGGACGCCCCGGGACACACGGCCUGCUCCCAGCCCCAGCUUGUGCAUUAAGUAACCCCCACGUGCUUCAGAGCCCCCCAAAUCCCGCUCCAGAACCCCACAGCACCCGAUUCCCAUCGGCAGAGGGCCCGGGGAGCUGCCAGGGCUGUCGGCAGAGCUUCCCCAUCCCAAAUCUCCACAGGGAGCUGGCUGCAGAAAUUCCGGGUUUGGGAGAAGGGGGACUUACUUAGUUUGGGGGAAAGUGACUGGAUCUUUUUUGGCUGGGUGAACCCCACAACGCAGCUUUUUAUGCUUUUUAUGGGCUUUGUUUGGGAGAGGCACCAGAGGGCACCACAGGGAUGCUCAAGAGGGGGUAAAAGACUAAGGAGGAUGAAAACCUUUUCAGGAUUUCCACCCCUUUCCAACACGCACCGGUCCCCUGGGCCUGGCCAAGCUGGGGAAAUGGUGCAAAACCCUCAGGAAUUGGAGUUAAACCCUUGGGAACGAGGCUGAGAAGAGCCCAGGGAAUAUCCCAACCUCUCCAGCUGAGUGGGAGGGACACACAGCAUCCUCAGUUUCAGUUAUUUUUGGGAAGGGGAGAAGGGCAGCUCUCCAUGGGGACCAGGGAGCCUUUCUGGCAGCCAAGCCGGGAUCUUCACAGCAGGGAUUUGGGAUUGAGGGGGGACACACGGUCAGGCCAGGGGACAAGCAGCAGCUCAGGGUUUUGGUUGGGCGAUGGAGGAGGUGAGGAACUGCCCAGUGUCACCCCUAGAGCCUGGAUGGUAUCCUGGAACCACGACUGACAUUGAAUUUAGGAAUUACAAUCCCACAGCUGGAUAGAAAACCACCAGUGACACCAGCACCCCAGCCUGCUCCUGCCUUUAGAGCCCCGGGUCAGUUCAUCCCUGUGCCCAUCAGGGGAUUGGGAUAUCCCAACACACCAUCCUCAUCCUCUCCUGCACUCCCUGCCUCCCUCCUGCUGUGCACCUGCUCCCAGAAAGGGGGAAAAAAUACAAAAAACCUCUUUGAAGUCCAAUAAAGGCAGUGAAAAA